Messenger RNA from Gossypium raimondii (Peruvian cotton), 567 nucleotides. RefSeq lists its product as uncharacterized. The record is from RefSeq and is a predicted model, not a curated record. NCBI's taxonomy places the organism in Eukaryota, Viridiplantae, Streptophyta, Magnoliopsida, Malvales, Malvaceae. The transcript has a single exon. The coding region runs from base 1 to 567 and encodes 188 amino acids.
AUGGGCAAUUGCGUUUUCAAACCAUUCGAUGAAGCUGAAGAAACAAUAAAAGUGGCAACACCCAACGGCGGCAUCAUGGAGCUUUCGCCACCCAUCUCCGCCGCCUGCAUAACAAAACAGUUCCCAGGCAUGGCCAUUUACCGCCGCACCCCUCACACUUUGCUCUCUCAGCAGCCUUUGUUUAACAACGAAAAGCUCCGUGCAGGCCAGCUCUACUAUCUCCUGCCCCUCAACAACAACAACAACAACAGCAACGAUCUUGUAUCCACUUCUUCGUCUCCGUAUCGUAUGUCGUUCGAUCAUCAGCAGAGGGUACUGUUGAAGAGAACCGACACGGAGGAGGCGGCGACACCCAGAGUGUGGAAAGUGAAGCUAGUGAUAAGUCCGGACAAGUUGGCGGAGAUCAUGGCGCAGGAGGCUCGAACGGAGGCGUUGAUAGAGAGUGUGAGGGCGGUGGCUAAGUGUGGGGAUGGGGUGUCAUCGUCGUCGGUGGCUAAGUCUGAUCAGUGGUGUGUGUCUUGUGGUGGGAAAGGAUCGUUGAGAAAUUAUGCUCAAGAUAGAUGGUGA